AUGGAUUUCUUAUGGUUUCUAAGUUGCUAUGAAGGACCUGUUCCAAUUAGAGAUUUUGAUAAAAAUCAUAACUGGCAACAGUGGGUUCCCGCGACAUAUAAAACACAUGCUCGUUUUUGCGCUGUUUGUGAUUCCUUGCUUGUAACUACUUCAAGUUUUUAUUGUGAUUGUUGUGGAGUCUGUGCUGAUAAACCUUGCAUUAAAAAAGCAGAUAACGAUAUUAAAUGUAAAGCAAUAACACAGACUAAAACUUUGAAACAUCAUUGGAUUAAAGGCACAAUUGCAUCGGUCGAUGGAACAGAAGAGUGUGCAAUCUGUAAUAAUGAAUUUACAGAUCCUUGGAAAGGAGAUUUUCAUUGUUGCUGGUGUCAUAGGAAUAUUCAUGGCACAUGUUUAUCAAGAAUUCCUGAAACAUGUGAUCUCGGUCCUUAUCGCUUGAUGAUAGUACCACCAACCAGUAUUAAACCUACAAAAAUCAGAACUCGCAUGAGAAGGAAACAAACAAUUAUUUCUGUGAAUCCACCUGAGUGGCCUGGUUGGAGUCCAUUGAUAAUAAUUGCUAACAAAAAAUCAGGAAGUAGUGAUGCUGAAGAAAUUUUAUCAUUAUUUAGAUUUAUUCUGAAUCCUAUUCAAGUUAUGAUUAUAGGAAAAAAUCGAACACCAGCUCAAGCUUUGCAUUGGGUCAAAUUAGUUGCUCCAAAUGUGUGCCGAAUCCUUAUAGCAGGUGGUGAUGGAACGGUUGCUUGGGUUCUGAAUACUAUUCGAGAAAUGAAACUCAAACCAGAACCUUUAGUAUCAAUAUUUCCACUUGGUACUGGAAAUGAUUUGUCUCGAUCUUUGGGUUGGGGUGCAGAACCUCCAGAUAUUAUUCAACCAGAAAUAAUAUUGCAAAAGAUACAAUCCGCCGAUACAAUUAAUCUGGACAGGUAA
This is a messenger RNA of Ctenocephalides felis (cat flea), 930 nucleotides long. RefSeq names its product diacylglycerol kinase epsilon-like. Lineage: Eukaryota; Metazoa; Arthropoda; Insecta; Siphonaptera; Pulicidae. The transcript has 7 exons. Gene Ontology annotation, molecular function: ATP-dependent diacylglycerol kinase activity. The coding region runs from base 1 to 930 and encodes 309 amino acids. The record is from RefSeq and is a predicted model, not a curated record. Gene Ontology annotation, biological process: signal transduction.